UGGUACACUCCGGUAAAUUUUCCGUAGGGCAGCCCUUGCUUGCAUGAGGUUCAAGUUUAUCAAAACGACAACGGGGCAAACGGCAACCGACAGUUUGCAGACGUCUGUAAUCUGCAUGAGGAUAUCUGCAUUUGCUUGCAGAAAAGCAGUGUGUUGUCAAAGCAGAAGGAGCAGGAUGACACUGGAUUUGAAAUGGCUCCUCAACGCAUGGGAUCCAUGCCGAGCUGGGCAGGCGGAAUCACUUCGGCCGGCGUGUCCAACACCUUGUUGUUCUUUCCAGGUGCAGUGAUUGAUACUAGGGCCAACAGCAACACCAGGCGCAAGGAGGGGCUCACUUCGUUUGUGUGCAGGUGUACUAUGGUGGUUCAGUUCUACCAGUUGCGCGUUACUCCAACGGCGUUUUCGGAUCCCGCUAGCUACGGCUGCCAGCCUUCUGCUGUGUACGACAGGCUUCUUUCAGGCACCUGGCUAAGGCGGAGAUCGGCGGAAGAUGAAGCAGAAGGUAUUGCAGAGCUGCAACCAAGGCGCAAAUGCCUUCACUAUGAUCUCGAACAUGAUCGUGUUCCAGACCAGCGCUUAUGUCGACGUUCUGACAGGCAAAAUGACUGUUUGCUGAUUCCUCAGCUUCCAGGGCAUGAGCCAUUUGGAAUAGGAACAGGAAUAAUGAAUGUGCGUUGGUAGCCAUAGAUGGAUAAUCUUCACCGACACUUAGACAACUUUCGAGAGGCAAUCUAGAGAUGCCGGCGUUUU
This is a messenger RNA of Protomyces lactucae-debilis, 750 nucleotides long. RefSeq lists its product as uncharacterized. NCBI's taxonomy places the organism in Eukaryota, Fungi, Ascomycota, Taphrinomycetes, Taphrinales, Protomycetaceae. Bases 193 to 681 code for a protein of 162 amino acids. The transcript has a single exon. The record is from RefSeq and is a predicted model, not a curated record.